Messenger RNA from Wasmannia auropunctata (little fire ant), 396 nucleotides. RefSeq names its product acyl-CoA Delta(11) desaturase-like. The annotation marks the transcript as partial. Gene Ontology annotation, cellular component: endoplasmic reticulum membrane. The transcript is spliced from 3 exons. The record is from RefSeq and is a predicted model, not a curated record. Gene Ontology annotation, molecular function: iron ion binding; stearoyl-CoA 9-desaturase activity. Gene Ontology annotation, biological process: unsaturated fatty acid biosynthetic process. Lineage: Eukaryota; Metazoa; Arthropoda; Insecta; Hymenoptera; Formicidae.
UUCUCCAUUUAUACCUGGGUACGAACUCAUCGUGCACAUCACAAGUACGUCGACACAGAUCUGGAUCCACAUAACAGCCGACGUGGCUUUUUCCAUUGCCAUAUGGGAUGGACGAUAAGAAGAUACGAUCCUGAAGUCAUUCAAAAAUUAUACGAGGUCGACAUGCGGGACAUUAUGGCGGAUCCAAUCCUCGCUUUCCACAAACAGUACGUUGUGUUGAUAAACUUGAUAUUGUCCUUCAUUUUGCCCACGCUGAUACCAGUUUACUUCUGGGACGAGACGUGGGACAGAUCCUUCGUUUCGCAAGUAGCCCGGUCGUUACUCCUGCUACACGCGACCUUUUCCAUAAACAGCUUCGCUCACAAGUGGGGUGCCAGGCCAUAUAACAAAAAUAUA